GUUUUUUGCGUUCCUUUACUUUUUUGUCUGUUAUUCUCUAAUAGCGAGCGCAUUUUGCUUACGCUUUGGCAUUUUGAUACUUUUCAGAUUUUAGUCCAAAAAGAUAAGGAAUGAACCUUAUGCAGGCCGAAUUUUGAUCCGAUAUUAUCGAUGUUUCAAAUAUAUCGAUGCAUCGUUUGCCUCUUUAUUUUCAGGAUACAAAAUCGUAGGUGAUUAGUGAGAAAAUGUCUGGACAGUGUGAGCCCUUAACUUUGUCCAAAGAUAUAAAACGUGCAAUAGAAUUGCUGGAAAAGUUGCAAUCAAGUGGUGAUUUUCCAACAACGAAGCUAUCGGCACUACAAAAGGUUCUUCAAAGUGAUUUUUUAAAUGCUGUAAGAGAAGUUUAUGAACACGUUUAUGAAACGGUUGACAUCCAAGGAUCACUGGAUGUACGGGCUUCAGCUACAGCCAAAGCUACUGUUGCCGCCUUUGCAGCAAGCGAAGGACACGCACAUCCUAGAGUUGUGGAAUUACCGAAGACCGAAGAAGUUGGAUUGCCUUGUUGUAAGCGGUGUCAUGGGGUGACCUGUGCCCGCAAUUAAGAAAGUUAAGUACUUCGUAUUCAACUACCGCCGUGACCGCAUCGCACUCGUUUUAUCGGAUUACCUUCUUUGAUUAAGCCACUUGGGCAAAAUUGAAUUAAUUUCUUCAAGUAGUAUUGUAUUGCUUAAAUCUCGCGAAUAAACAAUUGUAUAUAUUUGAAUUAAAUCCAAAAUCCAAUCGACUUUUCUUUAUUGUGGAUUUAGUCACUUGGCGCGCCCUGUGCUAAGAUUUGUUACUCCCUCAAUAAGCAACAGAUG
Rhagoletis zephyria (snowberry fruit fly) is the source of this 839-nucleotide messenger RNA. Its product is annotated as protein lin-7 homolog C-like. The record is from RefSeq and is a predicted model, not a curated record. Lineage: Eukaryota; Metazoa; Arthropoda; Insecta; Diptera; Tephritidae. Gene Ontology annotation, molecular function: protein binding.